This is a messenger RNA of Phytophthora nicotianae INRA-310, 920 nucleotides long. RefSeq lists its product as hypothetical. The transcript has 3 exons. Gene Ontology annotation, molecular function: rRNA binding; rRNA (pseudouridine) methyltransferase activity. Gene Ontology annotation, cellular component: nucleolus; small-subunit processome. The coding region runs from base 77 to 751 and encodes 224 amino acids. Gene Ontology annotation, biological process: rRNA base methylation. The record is from RefSeq and is a predicted model, not a curated record. NCBI's taxonomy places the organism in Eukaryota, Oomycota, Peronosporomycetes, Peronosporales, Peronosporaceae.
CAGCCCCGAAAAUAGAUCCGAAUUUGUGACGACCAGUGCUUUUUGGCAUUGACGCACAAGCGAAUUUGAAUUGACCAUGAGCGCGAGCAAAGAGGACGUGAAGCGGCGACAGGUGAUCGUGAUCCUGGAGCAGGCAGCGCUGGAGACGGUCAAGACGUCCAAGGGCUACCAGCUGCUCAAUUGCGACGACCACAAGGGCAUCCACAAGAAGCUUAACCGCGAUGCUAGCCAAUCGCGUCCCGACAUUCUGCACCAGGAGCUCAUGGCGUUGCUCGACUCGCCGCUCAACAAGGCCGGCUACCUCAAGAUGUACAUCAAGAGCACUAAGGGCGUGCUCAUCGAAGUGAGCUCGCAGAUGCGCGUACCCCGCACGUACAAGCGUUUCGCUGGUCUCAUGGUGCAAUUGCUACACACGCUAAAGAUCCGCUCGUCGGACGGCAACCACACACUACUGAACGUGAUCAAGAACCCCGUGACCAAGUACCUACCGGCCAACUGCAAGAAGUACGCACUCUCGCGUACCGGUACGCUUGUGAACCCGUGGGAGUGGGUGGAGUCGUUGCCUAAGGACGAGCCGGUCGUGUUCAUCUUCGGUGCCAUGGCUCACGGCCACAUCUCCAAGGAGAACUGCAACUACGUACGUGCUUCCUGGCCUUUCGAGUUAUUGAAUAGGAGUGCAAUGAACAUUUAUGUAUGUGUGCUUGUAUACUGCAGCUGGACGAGACUAUCUCGAUCUCCGAGUACCCGAUGAGCGGAGCCCAGGCCAUCUGCCGUCUGCUGAAUGGCUUCGAGCGUCACUGGGGCAUCUUGUAACUUUAUUCUCACUUACUCAUCAUCAUCUCUGGGGCUUCUCUACUGCUAGAUCUAGGAACUGAGCCGAUGGCAGUGAAAAUGAAGCGUGUGCAUUGAGCAAAAAGGGU